AUGAGCAAUGAGCCGCAUCGUGAGGCGCCUAAUGAAUCCUCAGAGGCCAAUUCUACCCAGAACCCAAGCUCCGAAGCCAAAAUGUCGUACAACUUGAGCAAAAAUGAAGGCAAUGGCAAAGAAUUUAUUGAUAUGGAUGUUGAUACCGCUCCAUACACCCAGGAUUCAGAAGGCUAUGAUAUUUCAAGGCCUGGAAAAGUUUUGGCCGGUGAACUCAUGGAAAAUACGAAUAUCCUAAAAUCAGCUUUCCAUGUGUUCAAGGCUAACGUUGGUACUGGUGUAUUCAUGCUACCCAACUUUUACCAGGAUGCUGGCUUCGCUGCAUCUAUAUUCCUGGCGCUGAUGAUUGGUACAAUUGUGAUCGACUGCACGCAGUUGCUACUGCAGACAAAGCUGAAGAUCAAUCGGACCGAUAUUACAACCUACUCCACUAUUGCUCGGUACGUGUUUGGACCCCCCAUGGCUUGGUUCCUCUUCUGUGCACUCUGUCUAACACAAUUUGGGUUCUGUCUGAUGUAUUCUCAACUCUUCUCCGUUACUAUGGACGAGUUGUUUGCCUUUAAGAAUUCAGGUUACUUGUGGCCAACCCUGAUGCUAAUUAUUGGCUUUCCCAUGACAUGCUUUUCGCACAACCUUUCCAUGUUGUCUGCUGCCUCGGUACUCGCAAGUAUCGGAGUUACUUACGCGUUAGUAUGUUGUAUUACACGGUCUGGAAUUGUAAUCCAUAAUAACAGAAGCAGGGUUCAUCCAACGUGCAACGCAUUCGGUAGGAAUAUUCCCAUUGGCUGGUUCAAUAACCUUGCCAAUAACAUGAUGGUACUGGAAGGUAUCGGCAUCGUGUUGCCUGUGCAUGCUGCUUGUACGCAAAAGAGACUGGUUCCUAAAAUGACUGUUGUAGUUCUGGGAAUAGUUAUUGCUGUUUAUCUCCUCAUUGGCAUAAUGGGGUACGGUGCGUUUGGCAAUGAUUUAACUACCUCGCUUGUAACUGGCAUGGAUCAUGACGCCUGGGGCUUCAGCAUUCGCAUCUUUUUCAUGGUCAACAUUGUCUUCACCUACCCCGUGCAGUUCAUGUCCGCCAUGCAGUUGAUUGAUCAAGUGGUUAAAAGUACACCUCGGAGCCGACUUGGAUUAGGCUUACGCUUUGUGAUCAAUCUUGCAAUUUGGGUGCUUUCCAUGAGUCUGGGUGGAAAAGCCGUUAACAUUGUUGUUGCCUUUAUCGGUGCUAUACCCUCAACCUGGAUUGUGAUGAUCAUUCCAAGCAUGAUGCGUACUCAGGUUGAAUACGCCGUAGAGCACUCAAAUGAAGAUCGGACAACGCUGAAAUACUGGAAAGUGGCCCUUCUGGGGGUUCCUGGAAGGCGUUUCACUUGGUUGCGCAUUCGAUGUAUCGCUUAUAUCUUACUGGCGUUUCUGAUUAUGGUAAUUGGUACAUACAGCAUCUUUACCACCGAAAUUUUUACCUCUGAUUCGUGA
Molecule: messenger RNA, 1473 nt
Organism: Phytomonas sp. EM1
Lineage: Eukaryota; Euglenozoa; Kinetoplastea; Trypanosomatida; Trypanosomatidae
Source: the annotation of a GenBank genome assembly